AUGUCGUACAGAAGCAACCGAAAAGAUGCCAAGGAGUUGUCCAGGAAGAAUCGAUUCGCUGCUUUCGAUCCCGAUAUUGCCAGUAGAUAUGACGACGAUGAUGACAGACCAGCUACUCGUGUUCCCAGACUCCAAAACCUUGGAAGAAUUAUCAAUCAGCUUAAACCAGACUCCUUGCGCCGUAAUCGUGACGUUAAACAGGAACAACAAAUAAGAGGGGCUGCUGGUAUGACUGGUAAAACAGAUUUGGUUAAUAAAAUCAGGAUCCCCGGAGGAGAGAGAUUUGGGCUUCAGUGGAUUAUUCGCAAGCUCAGUUCACAAAUUGAAGAGUUCCGACCUUUGUUACCCACAAUCACAAAAAAGAAGGAUAUUGAAUUCUUUUUGAGAAGCGAUGAUGUUGCCGAAGCUGUCGAGGCUGUGAGUAAAAGAAUUGUUCACAAGGACUCAGGAAAUAAAAUUAUUUUCCUGAGAAGUAAAGGUCAAGCUCCGUGGGCAAAACUAUCGAAGCAAGAAGUUGAUACUAUUCAUGCUGUUGUGGAUAGUCAUUACGAUGCUGGUAGCCGAGCUCUCUAUCUGACUGAGUUCGCGUUAGAUCCAGUCUUCCGAGCAAAAGAUAUGCAUAUGGCUUUGAGCAAAGGAAAUGUUAUGCUCACUGUCAUUGAACGAAUUGAUGCACGAUAUGGAGGCUUGACUGCCUUAAGCUUGAAAGGAAAUAGAUUGCGACAGUUAGAUUUCGCUGCCAUGUUAGUAAAUGUCUGCAAGUUUAUGUCUGUAUUAGACUUAUCGGAUAACCAGAUUGGAAACAUCGAGCAAUUGAAUCAUUUGAAAGGACUGCCAAUAAAAACAUUAUUCUUCGAGGGAAAUCCUGUUUGCGAACAGCUGACCAGAAUUACGGAUUACUUGAAUGCCAUCCAUCAAGUUUUUCCUCAAGUCUCAAGUUUGGAUGGAAGUCCCGUACAACCUGCGAGUUUAACUCCUCUUAUCCCUGAGGACAUCUCCAAUGAACCACCGUUGAAGGCCGGAUUUUAUGGAAAUAAUGAUUUGAAAACACUAGUGGAGACUUUUGUUCACGAGUACUUCAAACAGUAUGAUGGCGAAGAAGGUGCCAUCACUAGAAAGAAUUUGAUGGAUGCUUAUGACAAGGAUGAUAGUACUUUGACUAUCACUAUUGCUAAUUUGUCUGAUACGGCAUCCGUUCGUUAUCAUAAUGACGACUGCUAUGCCACGUAUGCUAGAUUGUCUCACAAUGUUCUACAACAAGAAAAAUUUUCAAGAAACAGAUCAAAUAGAACUUUGAAAGGAGCAAUGGAAAUUGUAGUUCAACUUGCGAAACUCCCCAUCACCAAUCACUAUAGGGAAUCAUUUAUUGUAGAUGUUCAUCUCAUCACUACUCAAUUACUAGGAUUUACUGUACAAGGAUUAUUCGAAGACGGAGAGUUAGCAAAGCCUGGAACUUUGCCGACAUUAAAUUAUUUCUCCCGCUCUUUUGUCGUAGCUCCACGUGGUGCCGGUGCUGUCGCAGUGUUAUCAGACAUGUUGUUCAUAAGUGGAAUAACCACAGAAAGAAUGGCUCGCUACAAAGUCCUUUUGAAUAAGUGUAUAUCAGCACCAGUGACUGUUAAUAAUAUCACAGAUAACUUGAAUAGCUUAACGGCAACAGCCCCUCCAGAAGAUGUUAGGAAGGCGAUGGUCGAAAAAUUCUCAAUUGAGAGUGGAAUGUUGCCAGAAUGGAGUUUGAAGUGUUUGGAGGACUCGAAUUGGGAUUAUCAGGUCGCAGGACAACAGUUUCUAAGUUGUCGCGGACAGAUUCCCAAAGAAGCUUUCGCCGCUCCCCAAUAG
Auanema sp. JU1783 is the source of this 1839-nucleotide messenger RNA. Lineage: Eukaryota; Metazoa; Nematoda; Chromadorea; Rhabditida; Rhabditidae. The record is from the annotation of a GenBank genome assembly.